This is a messenger RNA of Vanessa tameamea, 1422 nucleotides long. RefSeq lists its product as uncharacterized. Gene Ontology annotation, biological process: proteolysis. The coding region runs from base 46 to 1422 and encodes 458 amino acids. The record is from RefSeq and is a predicted model, not a curated record. The transcript is spliced from 11 exons. Gene Ontology annotation, molecular function: serine-type endopeptidase activity. Lineage: Eukaryota; Metazoa; Arthropoda; Insecta; Lepidoptera; Nymphalidae.
GAAUAAACAAAAUUCCCGAGCAUUUAUUGACCAUUCACGUUACGAAUGUGGCGCGUCGUGCUCUCGGUGAUAUUUAGCGGGUCGAUAGUCGGGCAGUUUUUUGACUGCCACGAUGACCCAAACUUCGAGCCAGACGAGGGACCUCUUACGGAGCUCCAGUUCACGUGGCUUGGAGCUUUGCAGUAUAUACACGUGAAGAAUGGUACACCACACUAUUUUAGAGUUCCAAGGGUGGUUCUCAUCAGUCGGCAAUUCGUGCUCUCAACUGCUGUGGAUGCAGCACAUAUACCUGAUGGAUAUGCUUUGGGUAACGUUGUCUUCGGAGAUUAUGAACGCGACGAAGCUGAGUGUAAAGUAUCUAUAGAAGAAUUGGCAGCGGGCGUGGAGUGCGAGCCUGCUGUUCUAUUAAUGCCAAUAGCUGAUGUUCUCUUGCACCCCGAGUACAAACAUUUCGGAACAAAAACAAGCAUCGCUUUAUUGAAACUCAUCACUACUGUGAAAUCAAUGUAUAUGGUACCAGCUUGUUUACCAUUUAAGAAUUUUUUGGUGGGAAAAAAUGGGAAACAGACUACAGAAAAGAUUUAUCAUAUCGACUUUGUAAGCGAUGUUCCAAGAGACUUCCUGGAUGAGGAAAAAGAAGUAUCACGUUUACAUUUACUGCCAAGAGAACUAUGUUACUUGUAUGAAAAUCCUGCGAAUAUAACCCGUGGACCUAAGAAUCGUAUGGCGUGCACGACUGGUUGCGGGUUUCAUUCAGGAUCACCAAGUUUGGUACAUGAACAUACCGGUCACUGGUCUAUCGUCUCGUUAUCCCAAGGAGGUUCACCAUGUCCAGAUCCGUUACGUACCCGACGACCACCGUCACCGCCUCGUCAUACGCUCAUACACCCGUAUGUUCCUUGGAUCACCGCUGCGAUUACUGGAAAGGCAGUUGGUGCUUUUUCAAAAGACGACCCAUUUGGUUACGUAAUGCCCCGUAGCUCUAUAUAUGAUUUACUUGGGCACCGCUGGGUUGGUCAUUGGUGGAUGGGUGGUCUUCGCUGUUACGAUAGAGGAGAGUCGGCUCAAGAUUUGUUUAAAUUUUACCAUGAAAUAUUCCAAGUGAAGCCUGUGACAUUAACUUACCUUACUUACUAUUUGGAGGUAUCUAGUGCUCAUGAAACGAUGAUAAUCUGCGUAAAAGUUGGCAUGCCAUAUCGGCUGGGGCAGCCUAAGGUCUGGCAGUUGGACAGUCCCGAAGUGAAGGUUCAAGUACCUCUUGUAACGUUCUCUAACCUCUACAAGUUCCAAAUAGAAGCUUGGGCAUAUAACUCAACGGAAUCAGAGACCUCAUCGGAGUCAUCUUCGACAAUAGAAAGCGAAUCGAAUGAAUUUGUUCCCGGACAGGGAGAGGGCGAAGAGAAACCAGGAACGGGGUUAUAA